AUGACAGAGCAGGUGACUCCCAGCCCCUUCCCAAUAGAGCUGAUGGCCAGCGCUGACUUCUACCCCUGGGAGGACGUGAACUCGGGCGAGGCCAGCAUGUUGCCAGAGCUCUGUGAGAAGGAGGCAGUGCAGGGCUUCGCCCGCACCUUCCAGCCCGCCGUGUACCUGCUGCUCUCGCUGCUGGGCACAGCGGGGAACGGGCUGGUGCUGCUCACACACACUCGCUACCGCCAGGCACGCAGCAUCAGCGAUGUCUGCAUCCAGCACCUGGCUCUGUCCGACCUCCUGCUGCUCCUGACGCUGCCCCUCGCCAUCACGCUGCAGGGCUGGUCCGCGGGCACAGCCGCCUGCAAGGCGCUGCAGGGUCUCUACGCCCUCAACUUCUACAGCGGCUUCCUCUUCCUCACCUUCAUCAGCGUGGAUCGCUACGUGGCCAUCGUGCGGGUGCCGGCCGCCUGCCGCCUGCGGCCCCGGGCUCGCCGGCUCGGCUGCCUGGCAGCGGGGCUGGCCUGGGGGGCGGCCGCGCUGCUGGCGCUGCCCCAGUUCAUCUACAGCCAGGCGGAGCAGCACCACGAGCUCCGCCUCUGCCGCGUGGUGUUUCCCCGCGAGGUCUCACGGGCAGCCCGCGGUGCCACCAACCUGCUGCAGGUGCUGCUGGGCUUCGCGCUGCCCUGCCUGGUGAUGACGAGCUGCUACGCGGCCGUGGCACGGACGCUGCUGGCCAGCCGCGGUGCCCAGCCGCAGCGGGCUCUGCGGGUGCUGCUGGCCCUGGUGCUCGUGUUCGUGGCCCUGCAGCUGCCCCACAGCCUGAUGGUGCUGCUGGACGCGGCCGAGCUGCUGCUGCCCUGGGAGAUGAGCUGCGCGCAGAGCCGCCGCAAGGACCUGGCGCUGCUGGUCACGGGCGGGCUGGCGUACCUGCGCUGCUGCCUCAACCCGCUGCUCUACGCCUUCCUCGGGCAGCGCUUCCGCCGGGAGCUGCGGCGGCUCGCCAGCGAUGCCGGCUGUGCGGGGUCCCUCAACCCGCGCUGCUCCGGCCGCUCCAGCCCCCGCCGGCGGGCAUCGCUCUCCAGCUACCUGGACGUGAUGUAGGAGCCCGGUGCCGCGGGGUUCGGUGCCUCCGCCACGCACCCGGGACAGCCCCGGUGAGCAGCGGGACGCGGGCAGCACCGGACAGCCCGCACGGCGCCUGCACACGCCUGGGGAGAGGGGAGAGCAGCUCAACAUCGCCUGCACGCCCUGCGAGUGCCCGCACUGCCCGGCGGGGCUGCGGUCCCUGCAGAGACCCUGCAGUGUCACCGUGCGGUGUUUGAGGGCUCCGGUGAACCGGCUCGGUGGGUGCAACACUGGGGCCAGGCAGGCAGGUGGUUCUCACUCUCACAA
Zonotrichia leucophrys gambelii is the source of this 1380-nucleotide messenger RNA. RefSeq names its product C-C motif chemokine receptor 10 (gene CCR10). Gene Ontology annotation, molecular function: C-C chemokine receptor activity; C-C chemokine binding. Lineage: Eukaryota; Metazoa; Chordata; Aves; Passeriformes; Passerellidae. Bases 1 to 1089 code for a protein of 362 amino acids. The transcript has 2 exons. Gene Ontology annotation, biological process: cell chemotaxis; immune response; positive regulation of cytosolic calcium ion concentration. The record is from RefSeq and is a predicted model, not a curated record. Gene Ontology annotation, cellular component: external side of plasma membrane; membrane.